This is a messenger RNA of Melospiza georgiana, 621 nucleotides long. RefSeq lists its product as uncharacterized. The coding region runs from base 1 to 621 and encodes 206 amino acids. The transcript is spliced from 3 exons. Lineage: Eukaryota; Metazoa; Chordata; Aves; Passeriformes; Passerellidae. The record is from RefSeq and is a predicted model, not a curated record.
AUGUACAAGCCAGGCACAGGCAGCACAUGCUGUGGAGCUCACAGCCCACCCCGGGCUCAGACACAGCCCCUCGGGCUCGCUCUGCAAACCCCUCUCCAAGCUCUGCAGCCCCGCAGCUCCCGCACGCUCAGCCACGCAGGGCCUACCCCGUUCAGCCCCGUUCAGCCCGGCUCAGCCCGGCUGCGCCAGCGCGGCGGGCGGGCGGUGCCGCCGGGGCCCAGGAGGGGGCGCUGUGGCUCCACGGAGCGCCAGGCGCGGAUCAGCGCGGAGCGGAGCGGAGCUCGCCCGCACCCCUGCCCGCAUCAGCGCCUAUCCCUGCCUGUAUCAUCCCUGCCCGCAUCAGCGUCCAGCCCUGCCCGCAUCAUCCCUGCCCGCAUCAGCAUCCAUCCCUGCCCGCAUCGUCCCUGCCCGCAUCACCGUCCAUCCCUGCCCGCAUCAUCCCUCCCCGCAUCACCGUCCGUCCCUGCCCGCAUCACCAUCCAGCCCUGCCCGCAUUCCCCGGCAGCAUCCUCUGCCCGCACCCCCGCCCUCAUCCCUGCCCGCAUCCCUGCCUCCAUUCGCCGUCAGCAUCCCCUGCCCGCACCCCUGUCCGAAUCUCUGCCCACAUUCUUCAGCAUGUAG